GCUCCCUGACCUUUUCCCGCCCUUAGCGCGUCCCCUCCCAACAUGGCCUCACCCCUGACCUCCUCAACAUGGCUGCCGGUUCUCUGUUUUUUUUCCCACCCCCUCAGAAAUCACAGCGCUGUAGCUGGGCGUAUUUCGCCCUCACUGCAGCGCUCUGUCUGCUGGCCCACCGUCGCUACGCCGGCCUGCCCGGCCCUAGCGUGAGAAAGGGGAAUCCCUUCGCUACCUUCUCAAGAUGGCCGCCCGCUCUUCCUCCCCGACCGUCCCCACAAUGGCGGUGGAAGCAGGGAGGCGUGGCUCGCCCCUCCCAAGAUGGCGGCGCCGAGAGAUGCGAUGUCGGCGGAGGGGCCGCGCAGCCUGCAGGCGCUGAGCGCGGCGGCCGUGAGCCGCAGCAUGGCGGCCCUGGAGCCCGACGUCUGGGCGCUGCCCGGACACCUCCUGCGGGGGCUCCUGCCGCUGCUCUCCGUGUUCCGUCUGGAGCGAGCCGAGGCUGCCGCGCGGAGAGCAGGGCUGUCCACGCAGCCCAUCUGGCGCAAGCUGUGGGACGACGUGAUGAAAACCAGGCCCCCCAACUCAGAGAAUAUACCCUGCUGGAGGAAGAAGUUCUUUGAAACAUUCUUCUCAAAUGUUCUUCACGGUGUCUUGGAUGUUUCCUCUGACUGGCGUCUCAAUGACCAUCAUUUCUCACCGCUGCUCCACAGCUCACCUCAUGUUAGCCAGCUCACUCUGUGCAACAUGCUGCAGGGCGCGGUGGAGCUCGCUGCAGAGCACAACCAAAAAGUUCUUGAGAACCUGGCUGGCUCAUUGCGGAUCCUGAAGUUCCAGCACCUCCUCUCCUCUGACCACUCCAUCAGGCGUUCACUGGUUUUACUCCUUCACCGGCUGAUUCACCAUGGCUCUGUUAGCCAUGUGUCCAUGUGUGCCUGGCCUGUGCCUGACACAGUUCUUCUUGUUCUCAUUUUGAGCAUGAGUGCUGGGUUUUGGCGGUCAGGAAAUGCUCUUACAUAUCACAGCAGCCCGUGUGGCCUUUGCAGAGAGGAGGGUGAUGCUCAAAGCCAGAAGUCAACACCAGAGCAACCUGAGAAGGGCUGCUGCAGUGAGAGGGAGUGGAGUGAUGGUGAGCACCAGAAGGAAUCCCCUAGAGCUCUAGAGAAGGCUGAUAUGCAAGCAGAGGUGAAUGGACCAGUGGCUGGCACUGGCCAGAACACUGCCCUCUCUGGACUGAAUUGUUGUUCUUUGGAGAACCAAGCAUGUGAGGAGGCAAACAUCAAGGUGUGCUGUGACCACACGAGCAGACAAGGAGGGUCUUCUUGCUUCUCAGAACAGCUGUCCCAUCGCUCUGUUCUUCGAAAGUCACGCAGACGGAUCAAAUCUGCAGUAGGGAAGAAACGCCGCUGCCUCAGACGAAGCAGGGGACUUUGUGCUGACCUGGAUGACCUGUAUGAUUUUGUUUUUACUGUUGCUAGAGAGGACAGCUCAGUGUCAAUUGACCAAAACACCAUAACAGAGGGAGAAAACGCUGAUAACUGGACUAGUUCCUCCACAGGAUCUCCGUGCUGCAGCCACGCUGGCUGUAAAAGAAGAGGAGGAUCUACUGGGAUCUUUUCUCUAAAAGCUGCUCAUCGCUUCCGAAGUGUGUCCACGCUGGAACUGUUCUCCAUUCCUUUGACUGGUGACACGUGUCGGACUCUGAGUAACCUGCUAAGUUCCUGGGUGUCUUUAGAAAAUCUGGUUCUGUCUUACAAUGGCCUGGGUGCUAACAUCUUCUGCAUCCUCUCUGGGCUCCGGGCCCUCUCCCAACACUCGGACUGCUGCCUCCGUGUGCUGCGUGUGAGUGAUGUCUUUUCCCACAUGCCCUGCAUGGAGCUUGUUCGCUGCAUCCUGAGUGUCUUUCCCCGGCUCCACACACUCUCAGUCAGCUUUGACCUUAAAAACCAACUGGAGGGAAACAGGCCAGAGGGGAAUCCAAGCUGCAGUGAUACAGAAAUCCCAGAGUGUUGCCUGGAGCAGCUGGAGAUCCGAUUCCCCAGGGAGCCUCUGCACACUGCAUUCCUGCUGCCAGUGCUUAAGGCAUCAAAGUCCCUUCAGCAGUUGUCCCUUGACAGUGCCACACUGCCUUCGUCUCUGGAGCUUGGGUUCCUUUUGCAGGCACUCAAAGAGUGUAAUCCAAACUUGAAGAAGCUGAGCUUUCACGAUGUGAACCUGGCUGAUCACCAGAAAGAAGUUCUGCUUUUGCUUCAGGAUCCCAUGCUACAAGAAAUAACGUUCUCUUUCUGCCGGCUAUUUGAAAGCUGCACUGCUGAGUUUUUGUCAGAAAUAAUCAAUACAGUAAAGAGAAAUUCAUCUUUGAAGAGCCUCAAACUGCCUGGGAAUCGCCUUGGAAAUCAUAGGCUGGUUGCCCUGGCAGAUAUUUUCUCUGAAGAUUCCUCCUCUUCUCUUUGCCAACUGGAUGUCAGCUCAAAUUGCAUCAAACCUGAUGGGCUCCUGGAAUUCACAAAGAAGCUGGAAGGCUACAUCCAGCAGAGAGGGGGAAAGAUUCAAUUCACUCACUUACGGCUCUUUCAAAAUUGGCUGGAUCAGGAUGCUGAAACAGCUCAAGAAGCACUUCGGCGUCUCAGAGCAGUGUGCAGUGUGGUCAAUGACUCAUGGGACUCUUCUCAGGCCUUUGCUGACUACAUCAGUGUCAUGUAAAGGACACAGGGCAAGAGAAUGCUGAUCAGCUUGAACUGAAACACUUCAGUCCACAGCCACUAAAACUUAUCUUAGCACAUAUGGCGGUUUUCUUCUCCUGGUUCAAGCAGGGAACAGUUCUUGUCACUUUUCUGUUCCUCUGAAGAGGUACACAGUAAAGUGAUAUAGGUGACCAUUUGGGUAUUUCCAGUUAAGCUCUUAUCUUCUCCAUUUAACUGGGACAGAUACACUAAAUAAGCUUCUGUGAUAUCCUGCAGACCUCUGGACUGGGGUUUUUGUAUGGAUUUCAUGUUGUACCCAAUAUCAUAUCCAUAAAUAUCUCCACCUCUAGAGACACUUAAAAGCUGUCUGAAUAUGGACCCUGACCAGCACACCUAGGUGAUGCAGCUACUGAGCACUGGGGUUGAAGAGGAUGACAUCCAGAGGUCCCUUUCAACCUCAGCCAUUCUGUUAGUCUGUGAUCCUUUAAAUAAGAACUUCUCCCUCCACUUACAAUGAGUAGGGAAAAAAAAACUUAAAGCUCCCCACUUCAACCUUUUGUUUACCAUAUAAAAAAAGUUGCAUACAAAUACUCUGCUGUUUCUUAGCAAUCAUUUAUCAAGGUAUCUGGAAAAAUGACUGGUCUUGCCCCUAUCCACUGUCUGCAUCUUUUUUUCAGAGGCUUUGAAUAGUUGUUUUUUUUUGUAACAUUUUUAUAAUAAAAACAGAA
Messenger RNA from Phasianus colchicus (ring-necked pheasant), 3400 nucleotides. RefSeq names its product leucine rich repeat containing 41 (gene LRRC41). The record is from RefSeq and is a predicted model, not a curated record. NCBI's taxonomy places the organism in Eukaryota, Metazoa, Chordata, Aves, Galliformes, Phasianidae. Gene Ontology annotation, cellular component: nucleus; cytoplasm.